UCGACGGAGACGAGGGAAAACCUAUAAAACGAGGUUGACGCGCGAAUGCCGCUCAUUAUCAAACAAAAUUUUGAAGAGAAAGGAACGCGGAGAGGAAAGUAGGGUGUGUUUUCAGUGCGCAAGCCACAUUCGGUGGGAUAAAGAAAAAGCGAAAAGAACAAUCGAAUCAAUUGCGAGAAAGAGAAGAACCUUAUAAAUAUUUCAAGAACAUUGCCCCGUGAAAAUAUAAAUAGUGUGCAUAUACACAGUGAACAACAACCAACUUGCUGCACUUUGCCAUUGCAUUUUGCACAUUUCCAUUUGGAUUUUUGGACUUUUAAGGAUUCCAACGACACUCGCACAGCUUUGAGUGAGAAAUGGGCAAAGACUUCUACAAGAUUCUGGGCAUCGACCGCAAGGCCAGCGACGAUGAGAUCAAGAAGGCCUACCGCAAACUAGCCCUCAAAUACCAUCCCGACAAGAACAAGAGCCCGCAGGCGGAGGAGCGCUUCAAGGAGAUCGCCGAGGCGUACGAAGUGCUAUCGGACAAAAAGAAACGCGACAUCUUCGACAAGUUCGGUGAGGAGGGACUGAAGGGUGGACAGCCGGGAACAGAUGGCAGCGGCCAGCCGGGAGCAUACACCUAUCAGUUCCACGGCGAUCCGAGGGCCACUUUUGCGCAGUUCUUUGGAUCGUCGGAUCCGUUUGGCGUCUUCUUUGGCGGCAGUGAUAACAUGUUUGCCGGCGGCCAGGGCGGCAAUACCAACGAGAUCUUCAUGAACAUUGGCGGCGACGAUAUGUUUGGCGGUUUCCCCGGCAAUCCUAUGGCUGGAGCCUUCCGGUCGCAGUCAUUCAAUGCCCAGGCACCCAGUCGCAAGCGACAGCAGCAACAGGAUCCGCCCAUCGAGCAUGAUCUGUACGUGUCGCUGGAGGAAGUGGACAAGGGAUGCACCAAGAAGAUGAAAAUCUCACGCAUGGCCAGCGGAAACAGUGGGCCGUACAAGGAGGAGAAGGUGCUGAGCAUCACAGUGAAACCGGGCUGGAAGGCCGGUACCAAGAUUACCUUCCCCCAGGAGGGCGAUUCGGCGCCGAACAAGAUACCAGCUGACAUCGUCUUCAUCAUACGCGACAAACCGCAUUCGCUGUUCAAACGCGAGGGCAUCGAUCUCAAGUACACAGCCCAGGUCAGUCUGAAGCAGGCCUUAUGUGGCGCACUGGUUAGUGUGCCCACGCUGCAGGGCAGUAGGAUACAGGUGAACCCAAACCAUGAGAUCAUCAAGCCCACCACCACGCGUAGGAUCAGCGGACUAGGUCUGCCCGUGCCCAAGGAGCCCUCGAGACGCGGCGAUCUGAUCGUGUCCUUCGACAUCAAGUUCCCCGACACACUGGCGCCCAGUCUGCAGAAUCAGCUGGCCGAGCUGCUGCCCAACUAGGCGAAUGUGGGUGGCUGUGCCAGCCUCACAGACACACACAACACACAUACACACACAACACAUAAUUGUUAUCACUUUAGUUAAGGCCUAUAUUUAGUUUAUCGUACGUACUCGUAAGACACCUAAGCCUAACCAAUUGUAGCCCGAAGCUAGUGAGUGUGCCAAGCGAACAGCUGUAGAUAUUGGCCGAGGAAGCAAGCGCUAGAUAAGAUUAGGGAAGAGAACACACACAGCAGGUAGCCCGUUUUGUGUUGGAGACUGAUCGACUAUUAGCUAUUUUACCCUAUUACCCUAGUACACACCAAUUCCAUAACUUGUUUUGUUUACCGCCGCAUGGCUCGGUAAAUUAACAUCUUAUAUUUAUUUAUCCCAAAACACACUAUGAAAUAAAAGAGGUAUUAUAAAUUGAAAGUAACUCACGAUUUUUGAAGCAAAGCACAUCUUCGGCAUUCCAACACGGGGAGGUUAAAUCAGUUAGAAAAGAACACUUUAGAUUUGUACGCCGUAGAACAUAGUACGUUUUAGUACCAAUUUCAUUAUGUUUAACAAUAAAAUUAUUUAUACAAA
Drosophila teissieri is the source of this 1979-nucleotide messenger RNA. It is a transcript of the gene DnaJ-1, whose product is annotated as dnaJ protein homolog 1. Bases 357 to 1412 code for a protein of 351 amino acids. The record is from RefSeq and is a predicted model, not a curated record. Gene Ontology annotation, cellular component: cytosol. Gene Ontology annotation, molecular function: protein-folding chaperone binding. The transcript has 2 exons. Lineage: Eukaryota; Metazoa; Arthropoda; Insecta; Diptera; Drosophilidae. Gene Ontology annotation, biological process: negative regulation of transcription by RNA polymerase II.